Molecule: messenger RNA, 3036 nt
Organism: Hydatigera taeniaeformis
Lineage: Eukaryota; Metazoa; Platyhelminthes; Cestoda; Cyclophyllidea; Taeniidae
Source: the annotation of a GenBank genome assembly
AUGCUCGCACUAAGCUGUCCCGCCAUUAUAGAAAGGUCCAAUUGUCGGUGCGUUUCUUGCGGCAUGGAUAGCGGAUAUGACGCUGCGGCUGUUCGUUCGCAGUUCAUCGAAUUUUUCAAAUCCAAAGGUCACAAAUAUGUGCAUUCGUCUUCCGUUAUACCAAUAAACGAUCCCAGCCUCCUUUUUACUAAUGCGGGAAUGAAUCAGUGGAAACCCAUAUUUCAGGGUACAGUGGAUCCAAAUACGGAAAUGGCAUCAUACAAACGUGUCGUUAAUUCGCAAAAAUGCAUUCGCGCUGGCGGCAAGCACAACGAUCUGGACGAUGUUGGGCGAGAUGUUUAUCAUCACACUUUUUUUGAAAUGCUUGGGAAUUGGUCCUUCGGUGAUUAUUUUAAGAGAGAAGCCUGUACCUGGGCGUGGGAACUCCUAACCAAGGUCUGGAAGCUUCCAGAAGAUAGGUUUUACGUCACUUACUUUGAAGGUGACAAAGAUGCAGGUUUGGAAUCUGAUGAGGAAGUGCGUCAAAUAUGGAUUGAAGUGGGUGUGCCUUCGGAACGUGUUUUACCGUUUGGGAUGAAGGAUAAUUUUUGGGAGAUGGGCGAGACCGGUCCUUGUGGUCCGUGCUCCGAGAUUCACUACGAUCGUAUUGGUGGUAGAGACGCCUCGAAACUCGUAAAUAUGGAUGAUCCUGAUGUUUUGGAAAUCUGGAAUCUCGUUUUUAUGCAGUACAACAGGGAGGAAGGUGGUUCGUUACGUCCUCUUCCCGCAAAACAUGUGGAUACAGGCAUGGGUCUGGAACGUAUCGUCUCUGUCCUUCAGAACAAGCGAUCCAAUUAUGACACCAAUUUGUUCUUACCUUAUUUUGAGGUCAUACAUAAGGCCACUGGAGUCCGACCGUAUUCUGGAAAGUUGGGGGAUGAGGAUGAAGGCAGACUUGACUUUGCUUAUCGCGUGUUGGCUGAUCACGUACGCAACCUUACGAUUGCGUUGAGUGACGGUGGUCAGAUCUCCAAUCAAGGUCGUGGCUACGUUUUACGUCGAAUUCUACGGCGCGCGAUCCGCUAUUCCAUCGAAGUUAUCGGUGCCAAACCGGGCUUCUUUUCUUCUCUCGUAGAUGUGGUUGUUGGUUCUCUCGGCGACGCUUUUCCCGAAGUGAGAAAAGAUCCAACGGAAGUUAAAAAAUUAAUUAACGAAGAGGAACAACAGUUCCUUCUUACUCUCCGACGCGGUCAGCGACUUUUAAAGCAAGAAGUGGAGCGAUUGAAGAAGUCACGAGCGGAUACCCUGCCUGGUGCUGUGGCAUGGCGCCUCUAUGACACAUAUGGCUUCCCUCUGGAUCUCAUUCAAAUCAUGACGAGCGAAGUUGGUAUCGAGGUUGAUGUUGAUGGCUAUGAGAGGGCAAAAGAGGAGGCCCUGCUGAGGAGCCAGAGCACCUUGAGUACUGGGAUAUCGGGAAUUGACCUCGACGUCCACGACAUCGCCAUCUUGCAGAAUCGUGGAGUGCCUUUGACCGACGAUAGCCUCAAAUACGAAUACAAGUAUAACAGCAAAAGGCGUAGAUAUGUGUUCCCGGAGUGUACGGCAUCGAUCAUCGCUAUCCGCACGGCGGAAGGUUUUGUGGAUAGUGUAGAAGGAACAGGCAAAAUUUGUGGCCUUGUCCUUGAUCGCACUAUCUUCUAUGCCGAGGCUGGCGGACAAGCUGAAGAUCACGGUUUUAUCGUCAGUGAGGCAAAUGAUGCUAACGGGCUGUCUGUGUUUGGAGUACGCAACAAGGGUGGUUUUGUACUCCACUUGGGUCAACUGGAGGGUAUCCUCUCUCUUGGGGAAAAGGUGCACAUUGGGUUGGACACGGUACGUCGAGUGGGUCUUAUGCGAAAUCACACCGGCACCCAUGUUCUCAACUUCGCCCUUCGACGCCUCUUGGGUGAGGCUGACCAAAAAGGCAGUCUUGUAUCGCCAGAUCGCCUCCGCUUUGACUUCUCCGCCAAGGCACGUUUACUUUCUCUGAAACCAAGUUAUCAUUUUUUCACAUAUAUCCCCUUUCACGCCCUAACGAAGAAUCAAGUACUUCAAACAGAGGCCAUUUCUCGAAAAAUGAUAGGAUCAGCUCAGCCUAUUUACGCAAAGGACGUGUCCCUGGUUGAUGCAAAAGCAAUUCAGGGGCUUCGCGCUGUUUUUGGCGAGGUGUACCCUGACCCUGUUCGCGUCGUCUCCGUUGGUGUGCCGGUGGAGAAGCUGAUCACCUUCAAGUCUAUUGACAAAGCCACUAGAACCUCUGUUGAACUUUGUGGCGGGACGCACGUGACAAAUGUGGCUCACAUCGGCAAGUUCGUUAUUGUCUCGGAGGAGGCCAUCGCAAAAGGCAUUCGACGGAUCGUCGCCGUCACCGGACCAGAAGGAGAACGUGCAGAAAGAGAGGCAAUGAAACUUCGAAGUGAUGUUACCGAAAUAAUUGGCGCCGUCGCGAGAGCGACUUCCAACAAAAAACUCGACUUGCGUACAUGUCGUCAGCUGGCAGCCAAACUUAUUGCGAUGGCGGAGAGCGUUGACGCUGCACAAAUUGGAGUAGGGCCCCGGGAUGAGAUGCGUACAGCAAUAAGCGUUGCUAGAAAGCGCUUGGACGACUUCGAUAAGACCCUUAAGUCUACGAUAGCUGAUCAGGUCAUGGGGGAGGCCAAGAAAAUUUGCCAGGGCCCAACCUGCGACUUCAUAGUCCAUAUCUUCAACGCGGGGUCCAAUGCAAAGGUCCUCAACACUGCCAUGAAAACGAUAGAAAAGGCAUUCCCCUCAACUGCCAUUAUGGCGCUGUCCCUGGAUGCGGACGAUGGCAAGGUUCUUUGCCUUGCCCAAGUUCCCAAGGUAUUAGUCACGCGAGGCCUGAAAGCGAAUUCGUGGGUAGAAUGUGUCUCCUCUUUGAUUAAUGGCAAAGGCGGUGGCAAAGAAAUCUCGGCCCAAGCCAGUGGGUUAUCAAACGGAGUUCCUAUGUCUCAGAUGGUCGCUGCAGCAACUGAUUUUGCCAAAUCAAAUAUCGCAUGA